UUUCAAGAGGUGUGGGACCCUUUGACCCGGCGUGGCGGGUAUAUAAGGGGAGGGCAGGUCGAGGAAGGCAGCAGGUGUGGUGGCAGCGUGUAGCAGCUAUGACGGCCUCCACGGCUCUGCUAGUCUUCGCCCUCGUGGUGGGCGCUCGUGCAGCUCCUCAUGGAAGAGACGCAGACAUAUGCUCGAGGGAGUGUCCCGUCGCCGGCGCUCCCAAGCUCUUCUACCAACCAGGAAAGACCUACACCUACGAGUACUCCGGCAAGUCCAAGGUCCAGCUGAAAGGUGUGGAAGGUGGACAAACAGAAAGGGAUUGGUCAGCAAAAGUUGAACUGUCAUGGAUCACCCCAUGUGACAUGGUCAUCUCCUUGAAGGAGGCGAAGGGGCAUAGUGGUCAUGGGCCAGCAGCCGCCAGGUUCCUGGAGAGGUACCCGCUGGUGGUGGCGGUGGCCGACGGCCGGGUUCAACACGUGUGUAGUCAUCAUGAUGACGACGCCUGGUCCAUCAACAUGAAGAAGGGCGUCGCCUCAAUCUUCCAGAACUCUCUCCCAUCCAAUUCUACCAUCAACUCUGGUCAAAAUAUUACUGAGACGGACGUGGUAGGAACGUGCCCAACGAGGUACGAGGUGCAGAACCAGGGAGACAAAGUCAUUGUGAAGAAGGAGAAGAACCACCGCCUGUGUAAGCAGCGUUACCCGACCCCUGCUGAGACCCAGGUUCCCUGGCUCAAAGGUCCUCUGCCGCUGGAAGAGUCCCGCUCUGUGUGUAAACAAGAGAUCAGGAACGGAAUCUACUCCAGCAUCACCUGUGAGGAUAAGAACGUGGUCAGACCCAGCUAUGGUGCCUAUAAGUAUAUUGAAGCCAAACAGGAGUCCACUUUCAGAUACAUCUCAGAAUCCAACGACGAAUCAGGUGCCGCCUCUGCCAUCUCUCAAGAAAACAUGGACCGCAGGAGUCUCCGGUUUGACUACGAUACCUUCAAGAAGGACCCGUCCAUGGUGGCCCAUUUGGAUCAGACCAUGAAGCAGAUCUGUGAGAAGACUGAAGAUGCUGUUGAGCGUGAUGUUGGUGCUCUGGUAGCCAAGGCUUUGCAUCUCAUGCGCCGGGUACCAGAGGAUGCUAUUGCGCAAACUUUGGAUAAAAUUCGCAGCGGACAAUUCUGUCAACACUACAAGAAGCUGGAGGACAUUUUCCUAGAUUCUGUUGCCUUCGUCCACGAGGCUGGUGCUGUUAAGGUUAUGGUGAAAGAACUAGUUGGUGGGGAUCUCAAAAAUGGUCGUGCUGCUCUCUACACUGCAGGUCUCUACCUUCUUCCUCGUCCAUGUAUCCAUGCCAUGAUGGCUCUCAAACCAUUGUUCGAGUCUGACCAUCCUCUACCAAUGCCCACUCUGGCUGCUGCUUCAAUGGUAAAAACUUACUGCCGCCACAAUGACAAAUGUUUUGAAUUAGCACCAGUUAGGAGCCUAACUGAAGCUCUAGGUCACAAACUACAAAGUCAGUGUUCUCCUUCUGACGAUGAAGAGACAGAAAAAGCUGCCCUGACAACACUUAAGGCUCUGGGUAACAUGGGCAUAAUGACCCAAGAGGUGGCCAGGUCUGUCUUCAGAUGCAUGGAAACAGAAGGAGUUAAGAACAACAUCCGCGUGGCCGCCGCACAAGCCUUCAGACAAACAAAAUGUCAUCGCCAGUCGACCGAGCAGCUCGUUAACUUUGCUGUUGAUCCUGCUAAAGAGACUGAAGUUCGCAUUGCCUCCUACCUUGUGGCAGUUCGAUGUGCUAAACAAAGUGACUUUGAGAAAAUUGUUGCCAAGAUUUCCAAGGAGCAGAACACCCAAGUUCGUGGAUUCAUCUUUAGUCAUAUCCUAAACCUUCAACAGUCUGAUGCGCCUGAGAAGGCAAACCUCCGAUACCUUUUGGAAAAUAUUGUUGUUCCUAGGAACUUUGAUAAAGAUAUCAGAAAAUAUUCUCGCAACAUUGACGUGUCAUACUUCUCCUCGUCCCUGGGGGCUGGUGCCGGCGUGGAGUCCAACAUCAUCUACUCUCCGGGAUCCUUUGUCCCUCGCUCUAUUGACUUCAACCUCACCGCCGCCUUAGCGGGAAUAUCAAUGAACUUAGGCGAGGUUGGUGCACGGUUUGAGGGCUUCGAACCUGCCAUUGAGGAAGUAUUUGGACCUGAAGGAUAUCUCCAGAAAACUAAUUAUGGCCAGUUGUUAAAUGACGUUUCGCAAUUUGUUGGAGAAAAGGGAAAAAAUAUCCUUGAACAUUGGCACAAAGGAAGUAGAGAAAGACGAUCAAUUAAUCCGUCUAUCCUGUCCUCAUUGUUCAAAAAACUUUACAGUGAUGAAUCAAGAGUUACCAAGGCUGAUAUUUUUGCUCGCUUCAUGGGUCAGGAGAUAAGUUUCGCUUCACUAGCUGGAGACUUAAAGGACGCCAGUGUUGACAAAAUUGGGAACUAUAUCGCCCCAUACUUCCACGAUUUUUUGAUUCAAAUAGAGAACCUGGACAUUAAUUCCGCUCGAACCGCUCAAAUGAACUUUGAUUACUCUUUCCCCACCAUCCAGGGGACACCCCUCAAUCUUAAGAUGGUCGGAACGGCUGUUAUUGGACUGAAAAUGGAAGGAAAUCUCAACCUUAUUGAAAUUGGACAUGAUAUGAGAGAUGGUGAGAAGACUCUCAAAAUCAUUCCAAGUCUAUCGAUACAAUUAGACGGUUUUGUUGGCUAUGAUGCUUACCUCGGCAAGCAUGGACUCAAGAAAAACACCACCAUCUCGACUAGCAACGGUCUCUCUCUCAGCGUUAAGACCAACAGCAAGAAUGAGCUGGAAAUUCAGUGGGACCUUCCUGAGAAGAUGGAAGUUAUUAAUGUGAAGAGUGAGACAUACCUCAUGAUGAGUGAGAGAGGCAGACCAGAGACCAAGGUCAUCCCACAAUCCAUGAGGGACACCAGGAUCAGGACCCAUUCGUGUAUCAACAGUCUUGAACCCGCGCUAGGUCUCAAGUUCUGUUAUGAACUGGACAUCCCGGAUGUCUUCCGUAGCAACUCUCUGCCACUUGGGGCCCCGGCCAUUGCCAAGAUAUACGCCGAGAAGGAAGAGCCAUCCAUGAAGGGCUAUCGUAUGACAAUAGGCGCUCAGGACAAGAGAGGAGCCAAAAUGUUGAUAGUAAAGGUAGCAAUAUCUGGUUCUACAAGACUAAAAGAAGCUGAAGCAACUCUGUCCCACACCAAAGAAGGCGAUUCCUCUGUGCUUUCUGCCCGACUAAAAUCUAAUGCAGCUACCAGUGGAGUCUGGCUCAACAUCAUCAACGGCCAUGAACACAAAGGCGUCCAAGCUCAUUUUAAGCACAAGUCCGAUCAGAAUGACAUUUCUCGUGGUAUUAAGAUAGAUAUGACGAGCAGGUCAACGUCGUCUGAGAAAGAAUACCGGUUUGAAGUGUUCAGCAGUCGAAACAGGAAUUUCCCGCCAGAGUCUCAAAUCUUUGAAAGCAGGUUUGAAGCCAAAUUGGAUCGUCCUGUAAUAGUUGUGGACAUGUUAUCCAAAACCAAGAACAACUUAAGGAAUUAUUUGGACUGGGAUUUGGAAAUCGGAGCGGACCUGAGGCACUCCCCACACUUCUCCGUGCCCAUGUUGUCGACGCUGCGCAAGUUCGAUUUCCGGGCCGGCAUGGGAGGGUGGAAAGUCAGCUCCAUUAUAAAGCAGACACGCGAGUCGAGCGAGAAUUCUGCUUUUUCAUCAGCUUUCAAGAUUGCCCGAAGGAGCGAUGAACUGUUCUCAUUUGAGGCUACCCACACUACACAAGGGAGACUUUACCACGACUUUGUCGCCAAAACUUCCGCAAAGAUUAAACUUGACAGGUUAGAAUACAAGGCGUCUUGUGAUGCUCACUGCGGGCAGGAAACAAAGGGCGUAACGCUGGAGAUCAUCAACUCUGCGGGCAGCGAGAAGAUCGCUGACAUCAAGGCUCAAUAUGAUCACACUGGAGACUCGCUAAGCGCCAAAUUCGAGGUGGAUGUGCCAAGGUACAUAAAGGCCAUUAAGUUUGAGUCCAAGUUGGCGGGACAUGGACAGGAACGUUACAUGCUUGAAACCGCCCUCAAGCACGGAGACCACGUCAUCCUUCAGGCUCAAGGACCAGUCACCGCUAAGCUCUCACCCAUGACAGAAUUCCAAGCUGAUAUUAGGUUCAAUACCCUCAACAGCGGACACCACAGGUUCGCGUCCACUGUUAAGUUUUCCACCAACCAACAGAUACUCUCCUUUGAACUGAAAGACGAACAUGAAUCCAUGUUUGCUGUAGAAUGGGAUGUUAAAGCUGAAGCCCCUAAGAAGACUUCGAUGAUCUUUAAACUCAAACUGAUGUCACUAUUAGAAUAUGAAGUCGAUGCCAAUAUGAGCGAGAGAUCUGUCCGUGUUAAUUUUAACUCGUUGCUAUUCGCCAAAAGCUCUUCCCCUCGUCGAGUGAAGGGAUACACUGAGAUUGAUGUGCAACAGAAGAAAAUACAAGCUGACCUCUCCCUGGACGCAGAUCGCGACGCAAAUAAGAAAAUUGCAUUUGAAUGUUCACUGUCGAGCAGCUCAUCAAGCCCCCUACGCGCUACUAUCGAAGGACACUUUGUGUGGAAGUCCAUCACUUUUCCUUUCAAAUUAGACGUUACUGCAACUAACAUCCUGGUUCAUUCCCGAGGGGAAAAUGGAUUUAAUUUGGAGAUAAUGACACCCGUUCAACGGACAAUCAAGCUUGAGGCGGUGAAUAAGAUGGAACUACAAAGAAAUGGCUUCAAGAGCGACACUCGUGUCCAUUAUAUCGACUUAUUAGGUAAAGACUACAAGUUGACCAAUCACAUGGGGCUGGAAAAUUUGGGCGACCCGUGUUGCUUCAAGGUGGAUUAUCGGCUAGGCUACACCUCGCCGCGAGGCUUGGAGUCCUCACUAGCCCUAGAUGCGAAGCACCAGAAAACUCAGCACGGACGCAUCAUAUAUUCUAAGGUUUCAGCAUCGACUCCUAGCAGCAGGAAGCCUUUACAGGUAGAGUUCCAGUCCUCCAGUGAGGAGAACUCUUAUAACAUCCACUGGAAGGCGGACCUGGACUCCCCAGCCACCAUGUUCAAGUGGGACAUGGAGACGCACCAGGAGGGUGGUGUCAAAUCCUUUGAUUCUUCGAUAGAUAUGACAGCUGUCCGUGACGUAAUAAAGACCGUGCGUAGGAUGGUUGAAGGAAUAAAGCCCAUCAAUGAACAUCCGGUUAGAGGAGGUAAGCAGAGUAACGAAGAAAAAGACUAUGACAGUAAUACGGACGAAAAUGUGGAUAGACCUGACAAAGGACACCAAGGUGAAGACUAUGAAAAUUACCCGGACGAAUAUUCGGAUAGAGCUAAUUUCCAGAGUAGCGAAGGGAGAGAUUAUGUCAACAACAUGGACGAACGUCCUUCUAGACAGCAUUACCAGAGAAUGCGAAGACAGCUAAAUAAGAAGUUUAGAAACGAACCUGAGUAUAGAUCAUCCGACUUUGAUUACGAAAGAAAUGAACCUCAGGAUGGAACGCUUAAGUUGAGAAAGGUAGGAAACGAUUACGACAAUGAGAGAAACGAUUACGACAACGAGAGAAACGAUCAAGACAAGCCUAGCAAAGAUAAUGACAACACAAGGGAACAUCCCGGUCGAGAGUCUUACCGUUACCGCUAUGAAAACCCCUCACCCGACACCUACUCCCUGCUCUACAGAUCUCCAUUCCGCUCCAUGGAGGGUGAGGCAGAGUUCUCUUCUUCACGGUCAAGUCUCAAGUUCUAUCCUAACAGGGACCAGAGUGAAGACAAAUACCAGAUCGCUACAUCCUCCGAAAACAACUCUGACGAAUCGUCCAAGUUCGAAGGCAGCUUUAGUCGCCCAGGUCAUAGGGACAUGCGAUUUGAACUUCAACGCUCCGGCAGCGGAGAGAGCUUCAGAGGCUCCAUUGAACUAGACAUGUUCCCAGACACAGCAGACAAGAUUACAGGCACCCUGCAGUCAACCCUCACCGCCGAACAUACUGUCCAGAUUGAAGCAUCUUUACGUACUAGGGUGCUGAAGGUUCAUCCCAAGGUCACCGUAAUGGCAGCCUAUGCUAACCACACGACUGGCUUCGAUGUCCAGUUCCAGGAGUCUCCCUCCUCCCCGGUAACCUUCCAGGUGUCGGCCAUAUACGACCGGGUCUCCCCUAGAGAUGCAACAAUGGCCUUCCGUGUGAUUAACGCUGGAGUCCCCGUGGUGGACAUCGCUGGAACGAUGCAGCGUGAGGAAGAUGCAGAGUGUAACGGCCACAAGGUCAAGGCUGUGGCUCACAUUUCUCCUCUUGGCACUUAUGACAUUCACUCCAAGCUCUGUAAACCUGCCUUCAUCCAAAUAAAGACCAAGAAGCAUCAUACUGAGAUGGUUUUCACCACGAAGCUGGGUUACCAAGCACCCAAUGAUAUCGUGGCCAGUAUAGCUGCGGGCGGCGACGUUCACCAGGAGAACGAUGUCAUUUGGAUGAAGCGCGUAAAGCUUGCGUCUCCUGUACGGGUCAAAUUUGAGACCGCUUAUAAGCAACAGGAAUACACCGCGUGGAAGGAGACUCUGAAGGGCGAUUAUCAAAAAAUCCGAUCGGCUGUUGUGUCAGAAGGUCACCGCUGGUACCGGUACAUGAAGCAGCAGGCCCGUCAGCAGGGCGUGCCCUUCCCUGACCCCCAGAUCCUUGCACUGAUCGAGGAAGCCAAGAGUGACCUAAACCAGAUAAAAUAUAAAGUAUAUGCGAAUAUAAUAGAUCGUUGGCAUAGCUAUAUUUACGACGUACUGAGUGAUCCUACAGUCUCUGAUGUAUUGAGGUUCUUCUCCGAAAUGUGGCACGGUGCGGCAGACUUCCAAAAGACCUUGGCGGGUCGUCUGGCUCAGGAGGUCACUGCUUGGCAGGCAGACUUCCGCGGCUUUACUGAAUUUGUAAGAAAUGCUGUGGCAGAGAUUGCACGAAUGGCAGAGACGGGUGAACUCCCUGACGCAGUACGUCGCCUGCUGGAGACCACCAAGAUCUACAAGGUCCUCAAGAGUCAACUGGAAGCCACAAGGCAGCGGUUCCCAGAGGAGUACGAGGCCGUGAUGCAGGUGAUGGCCAAGGUCCGAGCAACUCUCAAGCAGGACUUUGAAAAAGUGAAGGCGAAGCUCAUGCACAUCCCCGCUGUGGAGAAGGCCGUCUCUUGGAUCAACCAUUACAGCUCCGAGCAGUUUAUGAGAUGGGAAGCUGAUAAGUUCAUAAGUCGCCUACUUCAGGAAGUAAACUUUAUCUCGACCAAAUCUGAUGCUGGCUACAGUAGUGCAGAAUUCCAUCUUCCCAAACCUCUGUAUUCCUUAACCCAGUUUAUCCAACAAGCAUUUCCAAGUCCUACUAAAAUGCUUAAAAAUUUGAUAUGGAGCUUUGAUACAUACAUUCCAGCUCCUGUACAAGAUGUAAUCUGGGCGUACUAUGCUUCCAUGCCUCCUUACAGAACAGGUUCACUUUCUCAGUACGCGGCAUAUCUUCUGCCCCCAUUCAACCGCACCGCCAUGGUUGUGAGCGACACAGAGAUCCUCACCUUUGACGGCGCUGUGCUCCGAGCCCCACGCUCACCGUGUGAGGUUGUCUUGGCUGCCUAUAAAUCCAACAAGCUUACCAUGGCUCAUCCUCAACCCUCGGCCCCGCCACAGAUCAACUUUUCUACUCGUUCUGCUAAAGUUACCAUUAAGCCAGACUUCCGGGUUACUAUCAAUGGUCAAGAGAUGAGCAGGUCACGACAAAGUGUAGGUGAUGUCAGCAUUCAGAAGACGUCCCAAAAAGUGAAAGUAAAAUCGCCCUUCAUGGCAGUCGAGAUAUUCCGCCAUGAACGUGUCGUAUCCGUGAACGUGUCUGGCUGGACCUUCGGUCACAUUGCGGGGCUCAUGGGCAGUUACGACAACGAAGUUGGCAACGACUGGUUUACGUCUUCGGGAAGGAACGCCUCCAGCUUGAAGGAGCUAGUGGCAUCAUGGCAGGAGGACCAGCAGUGCCCGACCCCCGACAUCUCCCCCUACGACCAUAGCAGGACGCCAGCAGAACGGAUCGUUGAGUGCUAUUCUCUGCUUGAACUUCGGUCCAGAUGCUACCCGCUGGUUCACCCCGGGCCCUUCGUGAAGAUGUGUCACGCGGCCCACCAGCCCUGCGACGCUGCGAAAGCCUACCGCACCAUCUGUGCUUGGAAAGGUGUAAAGGAUAUGUUCCCCAUUGCCUGUUAACCCCUAAACAUUUAUGUACUAAUGAAGUUGUCAGUGAGAUAUUCCUUAGUAGUAAACUUCUAGAUUGUGUUUGUCUUGCAUAUUUAAAAUAACAAAAAAAUUAAAAUAAUUACUAAUAAGUGAA
Procambarus clarkii (red swamp crayfish) is the source of this 8376-nucleotide messenger RNA. RefSeq names its product vitellogenin. The record is from RefSeq and is a predicted model, not a curated record. Gene Ontology annotation, molecular function: lipid carrier activity. Lineage: Eukaryota; Metazoa; Arthropoda; Malacostraca; Decapoda; Cambaridae. Gene Ontology annotation, biological process: lipid transport.